Messenger RNA from Strongylus vulgaris, 191 nucleotides. The record is from the annotation of a GenBank genome assembly. NCBI's taxonomy places the organism in Eukaryota, Metazoa, Nematoda, Chromadorea, Rhabditida, Strongylidae.
AUGUAUUCCAAUUUUCAUCAGUCGGGAUUAUGCCAUCGUAACCUCGUUGCCCUUAUUGGUGUUGUACUUGAUGACACAAACAUCUACAUGGUCACUGAGUACAUGGCGAAUGGGAAUCUCGUUGAUCUGUUGCGUUCGCGUGGUCGUCACCAGUUAGAUAAGAUGCAGCUGAUUCAGUUUGCAAUGUAAGU